AUGAACGAGAAUCAGGAGUUGGAUUAUAUGUUUGUCAAAUCAGGGCCGCUGUGCUGUCGUAGUCAGGGCCGCUGUGCUGCCGGAGUCAGGGACGCUGUGCUGCCGGAGUCAGGGACGCUGUGCUGCCGGAGUCAGGGACGCUGUGCUGCCGGAGUCAGGGACGCUCUGCCGGAGUCAGGGACGCUGUGCUGCCGGAGUCUGCCGGAGGGGACGCUGUGCUGCCGGAGUCAGGGGCGCUGUGCUGCCGGAGUCAGGGGCUGUGCUGCCGGAGUCAGGGGCGCUGUGCUGCGCUGUGCUGCCGGAGUCAGGGGCGCUGUGCUGCCGGAGUCAGGGAGUCAGGGGCGCUGUGCUGCCGGAGGACGCUGUGCUGCCGGAGUCAGGGACGCUGUGCUGCCGGAGUCAGGGGUCGCUGUGCUGCCGGAGUCAGGGGCGCUGUGCUGCCGGAGUCAGGGGCGCUGUGCUGCCGGAGUCAGGGGCGCUGUGCUGCCGGAGUCAGGGGCGCUGUGCUGCCGGAGUCAGGGGCGCUGUGCUGCCGGAGUCAGGGACGCUGUGCUGCCGGAGUCAUGGACGCUGUGCUGCCGGAAACCUUUCUCUCCCUUCUCACUCUCCUUCUUUCUCCUCUCCUCUCCUCUCUCUCAGUUUGCUCGGGUGUGGAUCCCUGAUGCAGAUGAGGUGUGGAAGUCAGCAGAGCUCACUAAGAACUACAAACAUGGAGAUUCCACCCUACACCUCACACUGGAGGAUGGAAAGGACAUUGAGCACAAGCUGGAUGAUAAGACAAAGAACCUUCCUCACCUCCGGAACCCUGACAUCCUGGUGGGGGAGAAUGACCUCACAGCUCUUAGCUACCUCCACGAGCCGGCCGUCCUGCACAACCUUAAAGUCCGCUUCACCGACUCCAAACUCAUCUACACAUACUGUGGUAUUGUGCUGGUGGCCAUUAAUCCCUAUGAGAACCUUCCCAUCUACGGUAGUGACAUCAUCAAUGCGUACAGUGGCCAGAACAUGGGAGACAUGGACCCUCACAUCUUCGCUGUGGCUGAGGAGGCUUACAAACAGAUGGCCAGAGAUGAGAGGAACCAGUCUAUAAUCGUAAGCGGUGAGUCGGGAGCAGGGAAGACUGUCUCAGCUAAAUACGCCAUGCGCUACUUUGCUACAGUCAGUGGAGCAGCCACAGAGGCCAACGUAGAGGAGAAGGUCCUCGCAUCCAACCCCAUCAUGGAGGCGAUAGGGAACGCUAAGACGACUCGUAACGACAACAGCAGUCGUUUUGGGAAGUACAUUGAGAUCGGCUUCGACAAACGCUACCGUAUCAUUGGAGCUAACAUGAGGACAUAUCUACUGGAGAAGUCUAGAGUGGUGUUUCAGGCGGAUGAGGAGAGGAACUAUCAUAUCUUCUACCAGCUGUGUGCGUCCUCCCAUCUACCAGAGUUCAAGAAUCUGAAGCUAGGUAGUGCUGAUGUCUUCCACUGCACCAAUCAGGGCCGGAACCCGGUCAUCGAUGGAGUCGACGAUGCUAAAGAGAUGUGCACAACACAACAUGCCUUCUCACUGCUAGGCAUCAACGAGUUGAACCAGAAGGGGCUGUUCCAGGUCCUGGCUGCCAUCUUACAUCUGGGCAACGUGGAGAUCAAGGACCGAGACUCUGACAGCAGCAUCAUACCUCCCAAUAACCGCCACCUGACGGUGUUCUGUGAGCUGAUGGGCGUGACCUACCAGGACAUGUCUCAUUGGCUGUGCCACAAGAAGCUUAAGACAGCCCAGGAGACCUACAUCAAGCCCAUCCCUCGGCUGCAAGCCUCCAAUGCCCGCGACGCGCUCGCCAAACACAUCUACGCCAAAGUCUUCAACUGGAUUGUGGACCAUGUCAACAAAUCUCUACGCGCCACCGUCAAACAGCACUCCUUCAUAGGAGUCCUGGAUAUCUAUGGGUUUGAGACGUUUGAGAUCAACAGUUUUGAACAGUUCUGUAUCAACUAUGCUAACGAGAAACUGCAACAGCAGUUUAACAUGCAUGUGUUCAAGCUGGAGCAGGAGGAGUAUUUGAAGGAGCAGAUUCCCUGGACUCUGAUAGACUUCUAUGAUAACCAGCCAUGUAUCAACCUCAUAGAGGCCAAGAUGGGGGUACUCGACCUGCUGGACGAAGAGUGCAAGAUGCCUAAAGGUUCAGAUGACUCAUGGGCCCAGAAGCUGUAUAACACCCAUCUGAAGACCUGCUCUCUGUUUGAGAAACCUCGCAUGUCCAACAAAGCCUUCAUCAUACAGCACUUCGCUGACAAGGUGCAGUACCAGUGUGAUGGCUUUCUGGAGAAGAACAAGGACACAGUGAAUGAAGAGCAGAUCAAUGUCCUGAAGGCCAGCAAGUUGGACUUGCUAGUGGAGCUGUUUCAGGAUGAGGAGAAAGUGACCAGUCCAACAGGGACCGCUCCAGGAGGUCGAACACGACUCAGCGUCAAACCAAAAGAGGUCAGAUCUGGAGCAAGCAGCAAGGAGCACAAGAAGACUGUUGGCUGCCAGUUCCGGAACUCUCUGGCUAUGUUGAUGGAGACUCUGAAUGCAACCACUCCUCACUAUGUUCGCUGCAUCAAGCCCAACGACCUCAAGUUCCCCUUCACGUUUGACCCUAAGCGAGCGGUGCAGCAGCUCAGAGCCUGUGGUGUUCUGGAGACCAUCCGUAUCUCAGCCGCAGGCUUCCCAUCCAGAUGGACCUACCAGGAGUUCUUCAGUCGUUACCGGGUUCUGAUGAAGCAGAAGGACGUCCUGUCGGACAGGAGGCUGACCUGUAGGAACGUCCUGGAGAAACUGGUGCAGGACCAGGACAAGUACCAGUUUGGUAAGACUAAGAUCUUCUUCAGGGCUGGUCAAGUUGCCUACCUGGAGAAGCUGAGGGCUGAUAAGCUGAGGAAGGCGUGUGUCCGUAUCCAGAAGACCAUCCGCUGCUGGCUGGUACGCAAGAAGUACCUCCGAAAGAAGCAUGCUGCCAUCACCAUCCAGAGAUACACCCGCGGACACCAGGCCCGCUGUCUGGUUAAGUACAUGCGUCAGACCCUGGCAGCCAUCACUAUCCAGAAGUUCCAGAGGAUGUGUGUCCAGAGGAAAGUGUACCUACAGAAGCAGGCUGCUGCCCUGGUCAUGCAGACUAUCCUCAGAGCGUACAUGGCCCGACAGAAAUACCAAGGGUUGCUGCGUAACCACAAAGCUGUGUUCAUCCAGAAACACGUGCGUGGCUGGCUGGCCAGACAGCGGUACAAGCGCUCCCUGCGAGCCAUCGUCUAUCUGCAGUGCUGCAUCAGGAGGAUGAAGGCCAAGAAAGAGCUGAAGAAGCUGAAAAUCGAGGCCCGCUCCGUUGAACAUUUCAAAAAACUUAACGUUGGCAUGGAGAAUAAGAUCAUGCAGCUGCAGAGGAAGUUAGACGAACAGGCUAAAGACAACCGUGUGACUAGCGAGCGGCUGAACUGUCUGGAGACGUCCCACGCGGUGGAGAGUGAGAAGCUGAAGGUAGAGGUGUCUAAGCUGAAGGGGAUAGAAGAGGAAGCCAAGAACAACGCCAACCGUGUCACUUCCCUUCUGGAGCAGCUGGAGAGGCUGAGGAAGGAGCUGACCACCACCCAGAAAGAGAAGAAGACCAUUGAGGACUGGGCUACCAAGUACAGGGAUGAGAUGGAAAAGAUGGUAGCAGAGCUGAAGCAGCAGAAUGGUCUGCUGAAGACAGAGAAAGACGACCUGAACCGAAUGAUCAAGGAACAGAGCCAGCAGAUGACAGAGAAAAUGACUCGUGCAUUAGCGGAGGAGACUCAGCAGUUGGAGAGCGAUCUGAACGAGGAGAGGUCUCGCUACCAGAACCUCCUAACAGAACACCUGAGACUGGAGGAACGCUACGACGACCUCAAGGAAGAAAUCACUCUCUCUGUGAGCGUGCCCAAGCCCGGCCACAGGAGAACAGACUCCACCCACAGCAGCAACGGAUCAGAGUGCACCUACAACUCAGAGUUCGCCGAAUCAGAAGAAAGUUCCCGACAUGGAGAAGAUGUGACCCGGGGCAUGGACACGUCUCUGACUCUGAAGCUGCAGAAGCGCGUAACCGAGCUGGAGCAGGAGAAAUCCUCUCUCCGCAACGAGCUAGAAAACAAGGAGGAGCAGUUCCAGCGGGCUAGAGUCAGGGAUGAUGAGGAGCAUAAGAAAUCACGUGGAGCAGAACUGGAGUACGAGUCUCUCAAGCGCCAGGAGCUGGAUUCCGAGAACAAGAAGUUGAAGCACGACCUGACCGCCAUGAGGCAGAGCCUGCUGGGUAAUGCAGGCGCUGGGGCAGGGGCACCAGGAAGUCCACCCUACAAAGUUCUCAUGGACCAACUGAACUCCUCGUGCGAGGAGCUGGAGGUGCGGAAAGAGGAGGUGUUGAUUCUACGAUCUCAACUGGUCUCACAGAAGGAGGCCAUGCAGCACAAGGAGACGAUGACGGAGCCAGUGCACUAUGCAGAGGAUGUCCAUAAGAUGAAGGACUCUGGUACAAUCACUCAGGCUUAUCUAGGACUCAAAGAGACCAACAGACUGUUGGAGGGCCAGAUGCAGCAGCAGCGGCGUAGCUAUGACAACGAGGUGGAGGUGUUGCGAGGGGAGUUACAGAGUGUUAAAGAGGAGAAUAACCGUCAACAACAGCUGCUGGCCCAGAACCUGCAGCUCCCACCAGAGGCACGCAUAGAGGCUAGUCUACAGCAUGAGAUCACACGACUCACCAACGAAAACCUGGAGAUGCUGAGGACUGAGGAUCCAACAGCAUAUCGCAGCGCCAAAGUCAACAUAUUACGACGGAUGGUUGACCUCAUGGAACAGCUGGAGAAGCAGGAUAAAACUAUCCGUAAGCUUAAGAAGCAGCUGAAGGUGUUCUCCAAGAAGAUUGGACAAAUGGGAGCUGGCCAUGUUGAGACGAUAUCUCCGGGUCAGAUGGUUGAAGAGACGGUCCGUCCGGUGAACAUUCCUCGUCGCGAGAAAGACUUCCAGGGAAUGUUGGAGUACAAGAAGGAGGAUGAGCUGAAACUGGUUAAGAACCUCAUACUGGAGUUGAAGCCUCGUGGUGUAGCGGUGAAUCUGAUCCCAGGCCUGCCAGCCUACAUCCUCUUCAUGUGUCUGAGGCAUGCUGACUAUGUCAACGAUGACCAGAAGGUCAGGACGCUGCUCACAUCCACCAUCAACAGCAUCAAGAAGAUACUCAAGAAACGGGGGGAUGACUUUGAGACGGUCUCUUUCUGGCUGUCCAACACCUGCCGCUUCCUACACUGUCUCAAACAGUACAGCGGAGAUGAGUCGUUUAUGAAGCACAACACUCCUAAGCAGAAUGAUCACUGCCUGUCUAACUUUGACCUGGCUGAGUACCGGCAGGUCCUCAGUGACCUGGCCAUUCAGAUCUACCAGCAGCUCAUCAAAUGCAUGGAGAACAUCCUACAGCCCAUGAUUGUCUCUGGUAUGUUGGAGCAUGAGACCAUCCAGGGUGUGUCGGGGGUUAAGCCGACCGGUCUGCGUAAACGGACAUCGAGCAUCGCUGACGAGGGAACCUACACGCUGGAAUCCAUCUUACGCCAGCUCAGCGCUUUCCACUCCACCAUGUGUCAGCACGGCACUGACCCUGAACUCAUCAAACAGGUCCGUGUGCAUGUGUCUGACCCUGACCCUUGGCUGUGUUCUGACCCUGACCCUUGGCUAUGUUCUGACCCUGACACUUGGCUGUGUUCUGACCCUGACCCUUGCCUGUGUUCUGACCCUUGGCUGUUUUCUGACCCUGACCCUUGGCUGUGUUCUGACCCUGACCCUUGGCUGUGUUCUGACCCUGACCCUUGGCUAUGUUCUGACCCUGACCCUUGGCUGUGUUCUGACCCUGACCCUUGGCUGUGUUCUGACCCUGACCCUGUGUUCUGA
Oncorhynchus masou masou (cherry salmon) is the source of this 5910-nucleotide messenger RNA. Its product is annotated as unconventional myosin-Va-like. The transcript is spliced from 38 exons. Bases 1 to 5910 code for a protein of 1969 amino acids. Gene Ontology annotation, biological process: actin filament organization; vesicle transport along actin filament. NCBI's taxonomy places the organism in Eukaryota, Metazoa, Chordata, Actinopteri, Salmoniformes, Salmonidae. The record is from RefSeq and is a predicted model, not a curated record. Gene Ontology annotation, molecular function: actin filament binding; ATP binding; microfilament motor activity. Gene Ontology annotation, cellular component: actin cytoskeleton; myosin complex; cytoplasm.